Molecule: messenger RNA, 5462 nt
Organism: Branchiostoma belcheri (Belcher's lancelet)
Lineage: Eukaryota; Metazoa; Chordata; Leptocardii; Amphioxiformes; Branchiostomatidae
Exons: 5
Coding region: 224-3424 (1066 amino acids)
Biological process (GO): phosphatidylinositol phosphate biosynthetic process; intracellular signal transduction
Cellular component (GO): phosphatidylinositol 3-kinase complex
Molecular function (GO): 1-phosphatidylinositol-3-kinase regulator activity
Source: RefSeq, a predicted model, not a curated record
GGCUCGCGUAGGACGACGUUUUGGGGACUCGGAGCGGAUAAACUCGACAGGUUUUUACGUUAAAAAUCACCCGGGGUCAGGUUUUAAGUGAGUCAGAGGACGUCUAGAAUAGUCUCUCGGAGUUUCUGACCAAAAGUCAACCGCCAUGUGGCCGAACUGACCGCAGUUUUGACAUUUGAAGGGACUUCCGCCUUAGCGAAGUUGAGCGUACUGCUGUUCCAAAAUGGCGGAGUCUGCCAACAUCAAACUGGUUGAUCGAGUCAAGAGAAAACUUCGCUUCACCAACCGGCGGAAAGACCACAACAUACGACAGCUCGACACCGAGACAGCCAAGACCUACGUCGCACGGUACAGAAGCACGACUUCCAACACCUACAUAGAAGAAACACCCGUACAAAAUGGGGAGGACUCAACAACUAACCUCACCUCGCCAGGAAAAAGCGAAAGUGUUUUGAGGGCCCCUCCCAUCAAGGAGACAGAGAAAGGAUUGGCUACCUUAAAGAUUGGUGAGUCAAAUGACGAUUCUUCGACCAAUACGAGGUCUACCCCAUCUACAUGUACCCAUAUGAAUGGUAAUGUUAAACAAAAAGACAUUGUUGAUUCUCCCAGUGAAAAGGCCAAUGAGAUUGCGAUAAUUGGUCUAGGUCAGACCAAAACUGUUCCAUAUGAACAUCCUAGGCUUAGCAGGGCAGUCAUUCCCAGUGAGUCGCCGUGCACUGACGUUGAAUCGUACUUGGUUGAUAGCCAAGAUCACGGGAAUCGCGUCAGCAACGGCAUGUUGGCGGGUGCUAAGAUAAGGCCGGAUGGGAUGAACACAGCGCAGGAAGUGCUGAUAUCAGAGGCCAGGGAUGGAGCACAGCAAGCUUCUUGUCUACCCUGUCAGGAACACACGCCUGGAACAAACAACAGAAACGUCAUGCCUAAUGGUGACAUGACAGGAGUAGGUCUGCCAGGAAAGACUGAAACAAUGUCAGAGCAAAGUGCCCGGGAACGUCGCGUAUCUGAUACAACGUGUAACCAAGAUGGACAGAAACUUCAAGAAGUACGUGGCAGAAAAACAAGCGUAACUGACGUCAUGCCACCUAAGGUAGAUGAUAGAAAUGCAAAUGCUGCAUUCCGUUGUAGGACAGAACCUUUGAAAAACGUCAGCAAAGCUGGCGCAGCAGAGAGUGUAUUUACUGCCGGGAACAGGAAAGAUAGCCUGUCGGAUAUGGAGUCCAUAUCCAGCGAAGCUGACACAAGCAGCGCAAAGGAAGCCGAAAUCCAACAAGAGAGUGAAACUGUGAGGGAGGAACAGGUACAGGUGAAACAGCCGGUGUCACCGUGUAUGCCCGUACAAGUUGACGAGGGCUACAGAUCUGACUGUUCGCCAACCAUGACAGCAAAACAGUGUUGUGAGAGUAAAGACGUUGAAAACAACCCUCCUGCAAAUGUUGCAUGUGUGUGCGGGUCUACUGGGAAUCAGCACCAAGGACAGGUACAAUCUAAUGGACGUAAAUGUCCCAAUCCUCCAUCAGGAGAAUUCCCCAAUGCUGCUACGACAGAAAAUUCCGCUUCAAAACAAGCAGGUUCUAAAACAUUUCAUUCCGCAGACUCCAACUGUCAGCCUUCUGAAGCAAGGUUGAACUCCCAGGAGAACACAUCACCAGAACAUCCCAAGUGUGAAGCGGUGCCCCCUUGUGCCACUAAUGGAACUGCAUCACCGGGCGCUGACUCCGCAAACGGACCAAAAAUUGAUCUUGGUGCCAGACCGAAAGAAAGAAAGCAAGGCGACAGUGACAAGACGAAAUCUCCGUCUUUGAAACGUAGGGGUAUUUCUGAUGCACAUGUCUGUAUAUCGCGCCGUUAUAACGAUGAUGGCAGUCCCCCGCCACUUCCACCCAGAGAUCCCAGUCUUUUCCACAAGCUGUUGAAGUCCCGAGGGCCCGCUGUGGCGGAUGUAGAUGAGGAAGAUGAAUUUCCCACACACGAGUUUCUACCUGAGAUGGACCACCCUCCCGUUUUCGACGAAGCGGCCCUCAACUUGGUGGAGAGGGAUACGUAUGAACGUGAUUUGCUGACCAACACCGUGAAACAUACGCGCUCUCUCGAGUUUGUUGCAGAGGGAGGAAAAAUCAACAGAGAUUCCAAGGUGCUUGUUGGUGGAAAAAGGCGGGAAAGUUGUGGCGAUAACUCAGCUGUGAACGGAGCAGGCACAAACCACCAAGCGUCUGCAUCAAGCCCAAACUCACUCAAGCCUCCGCCCCAAUCUCUUAGUCAACCACAAGCUGCGAAUGGCCGUCCAGGUGACUACCACGAUAUAAUUCUUCCGUCGCAAGGUGGCAGAUCUAGACCCACCAGUUUGUAUCAGAACGGUACCGGCGGAGGUGGAAACUACGCGCAGACAGGGAGCUAUGCUGCGAAAAAGCCACCAGAGUCACCCGGGCCCGACAAAUCGCCAAGGUCUCCCACCAAGUCGCCCAAAUUCUUCCGAAGGGAUCACGAAGACAGCAAAAACCAGGAAGCCAACUUCAAGAAAAGGAUGUCGGUGUGGCUGGAAACGUGCAAGAAGAACUUAGACCCCAGGAAACGACACUCCGCGAGUGACCUGAAGUUGGCAAACCGCCCGCUGCCAGACCUACCUCCGGUAGAAGCCAUGAAACCCCCGCCAAAUCCCACUGUUUUGCCAGGCUUGAGGGAAAACCCACCUGAGGUGGACCCCUUACCCGAGAAUAGUGUCUUCCUCAGGAACAAGCCAAAGUAUGGGAAAGCAGCAAGUACAACAGGUGAGAAGGAAGACUUGCCUCCUGUUGAAGGAAGUCCACGGGAAUUUGCCAAAAGUUUGAAGGAACUAGAAAAGUGUGGCUGGUACUGGGGCCCUAUGAACUGGGACGACGCAGAAACAAAACUUGCCGGGAAGCCAGACGGGUCCUUCCUGGUUCGCGACAGUUCGGACGACCGCUACAUUUUGAGCCUGAGUUUCAGGGCGCGCGGUGGAACGCACCAUACCAGGAUAGAACACAGCAAAGGUGUGUUCAGCUUCUGGUCUCAGCCCAAGUCCCACGGCUGUUCGCCAUCCAUCGUUGAGUUUAUAGAGACCGCCAUGCUGCACUCCAACACGGGGAAGUUCCAGUACUACCUGCGAGCGCGAGCCCUGGGCUCCCCUCCGGUUCCCGUCCUCCUGCUCAAACCCAUCUCUCGCUUCGAGAACCUGAAGACCCUACAGCACAUCUGUAGGUUCAUCAUCCGUAAACAGGUCCGUAUUGACCAUAUCGACCUGUUACCGCUACCCAAGGGGUUGAAACAGUACCUGACGGACUGUCAGUACUAUGAUAUCGACGAGGAAACCUUCUUUGAUGAACGGAAGAAGAAAGAAGAAGAAAAAAAUGAGGAUGAUGAUGAAGAUGAUGAAGAUGAUGAUGCAGAGAGAGUUGGACUGUACUAACCAGAGAAUGGGGAAGGGGGGAAUUAUUCCUGACUUGGUACACUCCAUGUUGGGGAGUAGUUCAUGGUAUAACAAUUGUAAAGGUUUGUAAAGUAUAAUUUUGCUUGCUGUACAUGUAGAUGAAAGAAGCUAUCCAUAGUUGAAACUUACUGUAUGAUAAGUAAGAAAAAGGUCCACUUGUUGCAUACUGUUAUGUGUUGAUAUUAUGUUUAUGCUUUUUAUAAAAUGAUGAGUAAUGAAUUCUAUGAAUGCUGAGAAUAGAAAUGUUAGCCUUUUGUUGUUUUUGCUGAGGAAAUUCUACAAACAAAACUAAUAAACAAUUCUUACAGAAACUAAAUUUACAACUUUCAAAAUUAACUAUUACCUGAAUAUACCUGUAUAUGUUAAUAUGAUAUAUAUGUAUAUACAUCUAUCUUUAUGAAUACGUAAGCCAAGCAAUGUACACCCUUUCUAAAAGUAGCAAAAGUAUUUGUUGUCAAUCUAUUAUGUAAUACUUUUGCCAGAAUAUGCUUGAUCACUAUUGGUUUGUAUGAUUUGGUGACUGGUGUAUUUUUUGCUGUUUUGCAUGUAACAACAUAAUUAGAAUGUUGAAGUUAUUCUAGAUUGUAUUAAGUCUUAUAUAAUAUGUUUACAUUAAAAUGUCUUGACUGUAAUAUGUAUUUUGGGUAAAACCCUAUCAAAUUAAGACUACGUAGGAAAAUAGCAUUAUUUUAUUACAAGAGGCGUAAAUGAUACAAGCCUAUUAUUGCAUAACUGCUAAGAUGUUCUUUGACUCAAGGUGCUAGCUUCUUAAAUUUAAAUUCAAAUUCAAAGUAACGAAUCUGUUACUAAAAGUGCCUGAAAACUGUUCAUUGCAUACUGCAUACAUUCUGGAAUAUUCCCAGGGGUUACAAAAAUGUCCAUGUUAUAUGUGGUGACCUCUCCACCGCAAAAUUACACAACAAGUCUUUCGGUGUUACAUAGCCAGCUGCCGCUGCGCCGCAUGCCUGCAAAGCUGGUGUGUUAUGCUGAGGGGUGGUUAUACCUGCUUUACAGAAUGAUACAGAUACAGAUACACAGCGAACAGAACCGAUUUUCUGCCAGCAAUACAAUUUAAACACCGCGAAUAUAUGCCUUUUGCAACGCUAACUAUAUGAAAUAAAAUUAAGAUUUAAGUUAAUCAUUGGAAAAAAAUAAAAUCUUCCCCAUAUAGGGUAUAGGACAAGGAAGAAUGGUCCAAAUCAAAUGUAUGAUGAAUUAAUCAUUGAAAUUUCAUGUAGGACAAAGCAGAAUCAAGUACCAUUUAUAUUAUUGUAAUUUUACACGUUUGCAAAAUAUGAUAGCAUUUUAAAGUUUAUGAUAAUUAUGCUUAACAUGGGAGCUGCUUAGUGAUUCUAAAAUAGCAUUUCAUGAAGGCUUUUAUUUUUGUGUAACAUUCUAGAAUUCUGUGUUUGAUUGGUCCACUUUUUUAUUUGGAAAAUGUUUCCAUUGAUUUUCCUAUACAAUGUAGUGUGCAAUUUCAAAGCCAUUCAUUGGUCUACCAAUGGUUCAAAACAUCGGCAACCCUACAAUUUUUUUUUCUUUCAUGUUCAAAUUUUUAAAAAAUUUAUACCAGGUAUAAAACAUGCCUUCCCAAGUUUAUGUUUUUUUUUGUAAACUUUAAAAAUAUUUGGUGUAUAUAUGUUAAAACAUUUAAUUAUAUACAUUAAUUUAUAACUCAACUUAUGAUAAGUUUAAAAAUCAUUCCAAAAUAUUUACAGAUCAAAAUAAAUAUAGAAGUUGUCACCACUUUUCAAGUAGUUUACUGAAUAGUUUAUUGAAUUUUAUAUUUUCUAUGAAAUUGUUGAGGUAUAACUUUUAACCUUUGUUUCAGUGUGUAUCACAUAGAGAUUGAUUUAGUUGCUUUUUUUUCAUUAUGACAUAUUUCUGUGAAAGCUUAAAUGUAUUUAUAAAAAGAAAGUAGUUUUUGUGGUGGCCAAAAUUAAUUAGUGAUGUUGACAGAAUGGGUCUUUACUGGUAAAGAAGGGAUACGUAAUAAAGCAAUUAUGAUUGUUCCAAG